AUGGAGGCGCGUUCUCGCGAUCAAGAGCACAGCUAUCCGCCAGUGUAUCGUUUCUGUCGAUUCCUCAGAGGUGCACCACUUACAACAGCGGAGAGGGGGUCAGGGUCUCCGUUGUUCCGCUCCCUCCAUCCUGCGGCUUUGACCUGCGCUGUCGCUUCUUGUGCGGAGAAAGAAGAGAAGUCUUUCCUGUCCAGUUUCCCCUCUUUUGGCCUGUUCGACAAAAAGGACCCGAAGGAUGACGGAACGAAAUCCUCGUCAACCUCUUCCUUCUCCCCAGACGCUUCCACGUCGGCGCGUCAGGCUUCUCCUGGAGACACUGGUGCAGUGGGGGGACCAAGCAGUGAACCUGGGACGUUGCCCACCGGUCAGCUAUCACCGGGAGGCUCGGCCGUCGGAUCAUCUUCUGAAGCAGGUGAAUCCGCCUCCAACCCGUUUCUCCAACCCCGAAGCAAGGAAUCCGAUACUUCGAGACCACCGAUUCCUGUGCCGUACGAACAAUUUUCCCGCGAGUGGAUGGCAGUGGCCGGCCAAGACAACUUUGACGGAUUCCGACUGGAGGCGACGAAGCAAGUGAACAAGGUGCUCACGGCGAACCACACGUUCAUGCUCGGCACGCAGACGAAGGAGGGCGGGUGUUCGUACAGCUUCGGCCCCACCCUGGUAAUAGGAGAACCGGACGAGGCCGCACAGCAAGAAGGUCAGAUGCCCAGCUUCUUUGGAAUGGCCCGGAUGAACUCUGAUGGCUUCUUGCAGGCCAGGUUCAUCAAGGCGAUCACAAAAACCUUCGAUGUUAAAUUCAACUCAAACUCGUCUCUCAACGAGGAAUCGAAAGACAAAUCGAUGUACGAAAUCUCCUUCGACAAAAUGGGAAGCGACUGGGCCGCGAACCUCAAACUCGCAUGGCAAGGCACUUGGAUUUUGAACGGCCUCUUCUCUCAAGUCAUUACCCCAAAGCUCCAGCUGGGAGGCGAGCUCACCUGGGUAGCUGCUACCGGCAUCUCCAUGGGGAGCUUUGGAGCGCGUUACGGGUUCGACGAGAAUAAUGUUGUCACCUGCCAAGUCGGAGUCGGUCCUGACUUCAGUUCCCCGAUGGGCUUCGCGAGCGAUGUGUACUCUACGAAGACUCAGUAUGUUCGAAAGAUGAGUGUGCUCUUGACGGGUGCGCCGUGGGGCUUUCAGGUUACAGACCGGCUGUCCAUGGGGACCGAGCUCGAGUUUACCCAUCCCGACAUGUCGUCCGCGAUGCGCGUGGGCUGGCAGUACCUUUUCCGGCAAGCGCGUGUGCAAGGACUGGUUGACACAGCAGGCCGCGUGUCGAUGUUUGCUCAGGACUACAAUGGAUUCGGUCUGAGCGGCAUGAUCGACUACUGGCAUGGAGACUACAAGUUUGGGUUCCAGAUGAACGUGGUGCCCCCCCCGCCUCAAGUGGAACAGCCUCCUCCAAUGUAG
This is a messenger RNA of Neospora caninum, 1449 nucleotides long. RefSeq lists its product as hypothetical. The record is from RefSeq and is a predicted model, not a curated record. Gene Ontology annotation, biological process: protein import into mitochondrial matrix. Gene Ontology annotation, molecular function: transmembrane protein transporter activity. The transcript is spliced from 9 exons. Lineage: Eukaryota; Apicomplexa; Conoidasida; Eucoccidiorida; Sarcocystidae. Bases 1 to 1449 code for a protein of 482 amino acids. Gene Ontology annotation, cellular component: mitochondrial outer membrane translocase complex; mitochondrial outer membrane.